AACACAGUGGAGGAAGCAGUGAGGAUGGAGCGGUCCGGUUUCACCCCGAAUGGACCCGGAACCGAUAAAAGGAGCUAAUGCGAACCGGACAGCAUCCAAUAAACACACAGAGGCUAAUGUCAUAGCACAAGAGUAGCAUGCUUGACGUGGGAAAGUGGCCAGUGUUUUCACUUCUGCCUCCUGAGGAACUACGUCUCAUCCGCCAGGCCUGUGUGUUUGGCAGUGCUGCUAAUGAGGCUAUCUACGUGACCGUCAAUGAUGAGGUAUUUGCUUUGGGAACAAACUGCAGCGGAUGCUUGGGUCUGGGAGACGUCCAGAGCACCAUCGAGCCCAGACGGAUAGACGCCCUGUGUGCCAAAAAGAUUAUCUCUCUGAGCUACGGCACAGGGCCACAUGUCAUCAUUGCAACUGCAGAAGGAGAGGUGUAUGCUUGGGGUCACAAUGGCUAUAGCCAGUUGGGGAAUGGUACUACCAACCAUGGCCUGAUCCCUGCCCUGGUGUCCACCAACCUCAUUAAUAAGAGGGUGACUGAGGUGGCCUGUGGCUCCCAUCACACCAUUGCUCUCACCACUGAAGGAGAGGUGUAUGCCUGGGGCUACAACAACUCCGGCCAGGUGGGCUCAGGCUCUACAGCCAACCAACCCACGCCACGCAGGGUCAGCAGCUGCCUGCAGAACAAGGUGGUAGUGAACAUUGCCUGUGGCCAGCUCUGCUCCAUGGCUGUCCUAGACAAUGGAGAGAUCUAUGGCUGGGGCUAUAACUGUAAUGGGCAGCUGGGUCUGGGUAAUAACGGCAACCAACAAACACCGUGUCGUAUCGCUGCUCUGCAGGGAAUCAGCAUCGUCCAGGUGGCUUGUGGCUAUGCACACACACUGGCGUUAACAGACGAAGGGUUUGUUUACGCCUGGGGUGCCAACGCUUAUGGGCAGCUAGGCACUGGAAACAAGAGCAACCAGGCAUUGCCCACAGUCAUCAACAUGGAAAAGGAAAGGAUGGUGGAAGUGGCUGCGUGUCACACCAGUCAUACGUCAGCUGCGAAGACGCAGAGCGGUCAGGUGCUAAUGUGGGGUCAGUGUCGAGGUCAGGCUGUUCCCUUCCCACACAGCACACAUUUCUCCAGCACAGAUGAUGUGUUUGCCUGUUUUGCCACCCCUGCCGUAACCUGGCGUCUUCUCACUGUGGAUGGUGAUGACUACCUAACUGUGGCUCAGUCCCUUAAGAGAGAGUUUGACAGCCCAGAAAUUUCAGAUCUGAAGUUCCUUGUUGAUGGGAAAUGUAUUCAUGUUCACAAGGCUCUGCUCAAAAUCAGAUGUGAGCAUUUCCGUGCGCUGUUAAAUGAGAACGAUGAGGAAGCCAUCGAAAUCCAUCAGUUCUCCUACAUGGUGUACCGGGCCUUCCUGGAGUACCUCUACACUGACACUAUUAACUUGCCACCAGAGGAUGCCAUUGGUCUUCUCGAUCUUGCUACCUACUACAGAGAGACUCGUCUAAAAAGGCUGUGCCAGGAAACCAUUAAAAGAGGUAUUUCAGAAGAGAAUGCCAUCACACUGCUAUCUGCUGCUGUCAAGUAUGAGGCACGGGACUUGGAAGAGUUCUGCUUCAAGUUCUGCGUGAACCACCUGACUGCCGUCACUCAAACCCAGGCCUUUGCCGACAUGGACCACGACCUGCUGAAGAACUUUAUUAGCAAAGCAAGUCGCUACGGGGCUUUCAAAAACUAACCCAGAGCACGAGAAGAGCAGAGAGAUAACUGGAGAAGAAUCGUGGAUCAGGUUUGCCAGAAGCAGGCAGUGUUUCAUGGUCUGUGAAAGAACAAGACAGAGCGUCCUUGGUUUGGAGAAACCACUCCACGGGCUGGCCCUGAUGCUCUGAAGCUGCACUUCCCAGAAUAACAAAAAAAUGCAUUUGUGGUUUUAUAGGCUCUUGGGUAGGCAAACCACUGUGCAGUACUGUGCAAAAGUCUUGGGCACAUAAAACAUAAUUUUUUUUUUUUAAAUGACAAAAUGAAACGUUUCUAUAUAUAAUAAUGGCUAUAAAUUGUGGUGAUGAUUCCAUAAGAGAUAGAAAAGCAAUCAUAGGAUAUGCAGAUGGUAUUGCUUUUACUUUGUCACACUGGACAACAAAACCUUCACGGCAUUUGCUUUUACUUUGCUUUCUCUCUUUAGUGAAAAACAAUCAGCAGGGACUUUAUUAAAAAAAAAUAAUAAUAAUGCUGACUUCAUCUCAGAACUGAGUGUAAUUCCCAAUUGCAGUGCAUUUCAUUUUUCAUAAGGCUGUGAUUGCGUUUCAGUGUGGCACAACUGCAGUACACCAAUGAAACCUGGACUUUGCAUCCAGGAUGCACUUCUGAUCCGAAAUCUGCAUUUAAUUCUUCAACCGGUCCCCUGUUGCUUUCACUGAAGAACGUUUGUUUUCCGAUGCGAUGGGCGCACUGUCCUCGCAUCAGAAAUCAAACAAUACCGCCUGCGUAUUGCAUUUCAUAUUUUCCCCCUAAUGCAAUUGCUUUUCUGUCUGGCAUGGAAUAAUAAAGAGCAGUCAUAGUAAAAUAGAUCUAUAUUGGGUGUAACCGAACCUGAAUCGUUACCUGCCAUACUGUCCUUUUUCCUUUAAAACUGCAGAUUGGCUGGCAAGUUUUUCCUGUAGCUUAGACAACCUGCUAGUCUUUUUCUGGAGGCUGUUGUUGGCUCGGUCUCUUCCCGUACACAAGACUGCUUAUGGUUUUAUCUGAAAAGUGGCCGAUUAAGUAAAUUUUUUUUUCCCCAGUAAAGCAGGAAACAAACAAGAGAACUUUCCGAAAAAAAUAGGAUGCCUGAGACUUUUUCACAGUACUAUAUGAUGAUCACUGGUACAUUUGAAAUGGCUUCAUCCUUUUUUUUUUUCGUUCUUUUUUUUUUUUUUUCCCCUGUAAAAUCAGUUUUCUACAGAUUUAAUAAUGGAAGGAUAUCCCACAACUACAGAUUAACAAGAAUCUAUUCUUUUUUUUUUCUUUAAUCACGUUAAUUGUCUUUAGUCUUACUAAUCAUGGCAACUUUAGUUAAUAGGAGGAAAUUUUCUCCAUUACUAAAGGAAAAAAGAGAUAAGAAUAUAACAUGUUGACAGUCGACAUGGGAUCCAGUGAAAAUGAAUCAUUGGUCACUAUCUCACUUUAAUUAAGUACAUUGUGUGGAUAAUUAAACUAACCACUUAACCAGCAGCAUGUAAAACACUUGUAAAGGUGUUCGUGUUUACUUUGAUUUUUUUUUUUUUGUAAAGUUAUAACCAGUACUGAAAAAUAUUUAAACUGUGCUUUGAAUUUUGCAGUGUGAUAUCCCUUUGUAUUAGACCUUUUUUCAGGCAAGUGAACAUAACUUCUAUUUACUAUUCUGCUAUUCUGUAUGAAUUUAUAUCUGUAUGGUUUUUCUUUUUAAAACUUCGUUACUGAAAGCUCAUAGCAGCAUGGUCAGAUGAAUUGGGUUUUUUUUUUUUCCUUCUUUGUUUUAGUCUGUUGUAGACAUUUCCUGUCCGUUUAAUAUGCACAAUCAUCUCUGAGUCCUGACCGUUUUUCCGAGGCAGGCAUGGAAAGGACUAUGAUACAGGACCAGUUAAAAGUUUGGACACACCUACUCAUUCAUAGGUUUUUCUGUAUUUUGACUUUUUUUUUUUUUUCGACAUUGUAGAACAAUACUGAAGACAUCAAAACUAUGAAAUAACAUCUGGAACAUAUGUGGUAAAGAAAAUGUGUUUCAUAUUUUAGAAUCUUCAAAGUAUCCAGCGUUUACCUUGCCGCUUUGCACGCUAUUAGCGUUAUCCUAACCACCUUCAUGAGGGAGUCACCUGGAAUGCUUUUCAAUUAACAGGUGCCUCGUCAAAAGUUGAUGAGUGCAAAUUCUUGCCUUCUUAAUGCAUUUGAGAUCAAACAGUAAAUAAUAAAAAUACAGUAAAUAGCCCUGUUCCACAACUGGAGUAAUCCAUAUGUCAAGAACCGCUCAACUAAGGAAAGAGAAACGACAUCCAUCAUUACUUUAAGACAUGACGUGUUUUUCAUUUAAUAAAAUAAAGAAAAUCCAUUGACUUAGAAGGUGUGUCCAAACUUUUGACUGGUACCGUAUGUUCUCAUAGGUGGUGUUUACACAACAAAGUAAAAAGGGCAUUAUGUCCACUUUGGGUCACUUAGUAUUUUUUUUUUUCCUUCAUACUUGUUAUAUCGAAUACUCUGUUACAUAAAGAAAGAAGUCAGGAUGUUCUUUCAGGUGAUUGACAACUUUGAUCAUUCAAAGACUUAAAUAAUCAGUCAUUUUGUUAUAGCACUUAGACUUAUAAAGGAAAUGAUAGAACUCUCGUCAAAGCAUUUCAUUCAUAAUUUGCAGGAAUACUUUAACUUCCUGAACUAAAAUGUUUAACUCUAGACUUAUGAAUGGUCUCUUACAUUGGAAUAUAUUAUGAUUGUGCUUGAUCUCUUGUCAUGUUUACAGUGAAGUGGUUCACACAGUCUAAGCAAAACUGUUUCAUCAGACAGUUAAGGUGGUCACAGCUGCCCCCCCACUACAUAACUGUACAUUAUAUACUAUAGGUAGUAGUAUUGUUAUUUGCCAAGCAAUGGUGUGCUGAAUAACUCCUUUUUCCAUGUUUUGCUUGAUAAGGUCUAAUACAUAAACCUGCAACUGAUGCAACCUUCGCUUUCCUUCUUCAAUACAUGCAGGUUGAAGUAAAAAGGAAAAAAAAAAUCAUCAUCAUCAUGAACUUACCUGACUUAGACUUAGUAUUGAAAUAAAACUCAAAAUAUCCAAUUAAUCAUCUAUGGUGUUUCUUUAUAACAUUUCUCUAUGGGCUCCAUAUUAAUAUUUCAUCUUUGCUGGAAUUUUGUAAUUUUUUUUUCCCUUUUAUCUGUCCCAUUUCACUGUUGUAAUAAUAAUAUUAUUCGUCACACGUACACUUGUGAAAUUCCUCUCUGCAUUUAACCCAUCUGAAGCAGUGAACACACACGCAUAUACCCAGAGCAGUGGGCAGCUCUGCUACAGUGCCCAGUGCCUCGCUCAAGGGCACUUCAGCCCAAUGUUAACCUAACCUCAUGUCUUUGACCGGAGCACCUGGAGGAAACCCAUGCAGACAUGGGCACAACAUGCAAACUCCACACGGAAAGGCCCCCGUCAGCCGCUGGGCUCAAACCCAGAACCUUCUUGCUGUGAGGUGACGGUGCGAACCACUACACCACCGUGCCACACCAAUGGGACUCAUGUUGCUUUUAAAACCUCCUUGGAAGUUUGUGUUUAGAGGUUUGGAUCAUGUGUGUUUUCAUUAGUUUUCACUGAGGAAAAAUGGACAUCAUGAGAAAAUGUAUUUCGUUUUUCCAUCCAUCCAUUCAUUAUCUGUAGCCACUUAUCCUGUUCUACAGGGUCGCAGGCAAGCUGGAGCCUAUCCCAGCUGACGAUGGACGAGAGGCGGGGUACACCCUGGACAAGUCGCCAGGUUAUCGCAGGGCUGACACAGAGACAAAUGACCAUUCACGUUCACACUUAGUUAAUUUAGAGUCACCAGUUAACCUAACCUGCAUGUCUUUGGACUGUGGGGGAAACCGGAGCACCCGGAGGAAACCCACGCGGACACGGGGAGAACAUGCAAACUCCGCACAGAAAGCCCCUCGCCGGCCACGGGGCUCGAACCCAGGACCUUCUUGCUGUGAGGUGACAGCACUAACCACUACACCACCGUGCCGCCCCAUAUUUUGUUUUUAUUUUGUUUGUAGUGAACAGUUAAUAUACACAUUUUCUAUUUAAAUCUUAUUGCCUGCUUGGAAGGCAUUGAAAGUUUCAGGUGUGCUCACCUGAUAAUUGCAUUGUAUUUUAGGGUGGAGUUUGCCUUCAAAGAAAAACUAGCCGUGCCUUUUCUCCAUGGCUUAAGAGUCCUAAGAUCACACCGAUAGAUGGCAGUAUUCCAUUAAAACAUGUAAAGUGACUCACUUCUACCUGUGAGACUAUCAGUAAACUGUUCAUAUCAGACCUUAUGAUAUGAUGUGAUCUAGUAUGGGAAUUUCCACUUCACUUCUGUGAGAACAACAUGUACACGUGUAAAGACAUAGUUAACGCUUAUCUUCGGAGAGCGCUGAUACUUUUUGAGACUUUCCCAUCUCGUGUUAUGGGCAAAAUCAUCACUCUUUAUCUUUUCAUCACGCCAACCUUGAUUUUAUAACAAAACAGGAUAUCAUUUGGCCUUUGGUGUUGCCCACAGUUGGUUGUUUCCCAGCACCUUCUUUUCUCAAACACAGUAUUAUUUAUCGCUCAUAAUUAGUUCAGCUUGUAUCUACAAGCUAAUUUGUGCCAAGGAAAACUGCAUGUGUGCACUACAAAUAGACUCAUCUCAUCUCAUUAUCUCUAGCCGCUUUAUCCUUCUACAGGG
Molecule: messenger RNA, 6372 nt
Organism: Neoarius graeffei (lesser salmon catfish)
Lineage: Eukaryota; Metazoa; Chordata; Actinopteri; Siluriformes; Ariidae
Gene: rcbtb2
Product: regulator of chromosome condensation (RCC1) and BTB (POZ) domain containing protein 2
Exons: 12
Coding region: 138-1721 (527 amino acids)
Molecular function (GO): protein binding
Source: RefSeq, a predicted model, not a curated record